AUUUAAAGGCCAGCACAAUACUUAUGCAGAUCUUUUGUCUCGAUUGCAGGUACAACACUUCAAACGUUUAUGCCCAGAAGCCGAAGCAGAUCCAACACCAACCCCUUCAUCGAUACUACAACUCUUCAAAGAGAUUUCUUGACGCAGUUAAGGUUUACACGUCGACGUACAAAGUACUGUAGAAACCCCCGAGUUAUACAUGUUAGCUCGAUGUCCUUCCAACGAUCAACAAAUAAUGUACAGCGAAGUUCGCAUGGAUGACAUACGACAUUUGACCACGACAAAUGUGGAAGGCAUCGAAAUUUCGAAUAUACUGCGAAUAUUUAAGGGUGAUGCUCCCGCUUGUCAGUUUGAGGCUGGCCAUCAAAAGGGUGGGCACUACUUUUGUUGGGCAUGCGGAAUGCACGCCGAGAGAUCUAAGGAGUUAGUGCAUAUAUUUAAUUUAUCGCAUACGUCAUUACAACAGAAGCUGCAAUCAUUAUCAGCUACGAUAUACGGUCGAAAUGCGCUGAACAAAAAAUAUUUACAUUACACAGAUAAUAUAUCUAAGGUAGAUAUUAUAGCAGAUUUACACGAACGCGAGGUAAAACUUGGAUGCGAAAAUAAAAAGGAUGCCCUCCUGAAGAUGCUUGACAGAGAAUUGAAAGGGAGUCAACGUGCUCCAGCACUGUUGUAUGCAUCACCAAAUUGUUCUUUGUCGCAGUCUGGUCUCGCCAAUUACGAAAUCCUUCCUUGCGAGCCGUUACAUUGUAUUGCUGGCCAUUUAAAAAAUUUAUACCAUGAAUUGCCAUUCCACCUAAACAAGAACGAUAGGAAGUUAUUUGAAACAACGGUUGCAGCCUCCUUCAGCGGUAAAGAAGCUAAACGUGCUGCUGAUUAUAGAUUAAGCUUGGUAGACUGCACAAACCACUUACACGGGAAGGUAGAUCAAAAGGUUUUUGAAGUUCUGGAAACAGCUUGUGAAAUUCAGGAAAUCAUGUACAGUCCAGAGCAGUGCCGCACACCUACAUCCAUAUUGCGACUGCACAAUACCACCUUCUUACAUGCGUUGGCACUGAACGAAGUGAUUAAAAGCCCAAAAUCAUUAACCAAACGCAAACUGUAUGGUCAGUAUUACCACUCAUUGAUUGCACAUGCACCAGAACAAUACCGUAUCUUCUCUGGACCUACAACAAAUACAGAAAAUGAGGAAAGAAGCUUCAACUUCCUUAAAGUAAUUUCUUCGCAGACCUCAAAUCACCACCCUGCAAAUGUGAUCCUAAAUGCAUUUUUGAGACUGCAAGUUAAAGAGGAAAACUCCAAUCAUACCAUCUUAUCUGGUAUUGAAAGCAAAAUAAGUAAACACAGUAAUGGAAUUUUAAGUAGAAAAAGAAAUACAAUUAUACCUUACCAUGUAAUUGAAAAACAUCCGUGGACAUACCAAGCCCACCUCGAGCGCAUUGCUGAUUAUUUGGUAACACCUCAAUUUUGGAAAGAAGCAGACAGUGGCAUUGAAUUUUUCGACACCAACGAGGCACUAAACACAACCAAAAAAACUCAUCACUUUCGGCAACACACAAUAGAAACAGAAAAGGAAUUUUUAAAGUUGUGCUGGGAAAAAUAUUUAAGCCAUCCAGAAAAAAUACCAGCCUUCAAAAUAAAAAUUGAAAACAAGAGUGAUGCCACAUUAAUUAAGUUUCUUGACACCAUAAGCUUUGCUUCCACUAUGAGAGAAGAAACAACACUUACAGAACCAGCCACUAGCAUUGAUGCAGUAUUAGCAUCGUCACCAAUGAACACCUCAAUACUGGAUUUUUCAAGCCAUCAUUCUGAAACACCAAUGACUCCUCUGACAAGCACUCCAAAAGCAGCACCAACAAUACCAAAAGAGUUGCCAUCAAAUCGUAUGAUCUCCUUAAAAAAAGUGCAUACAACAGAAAUGAGCAAGACAGCAAAUUUGCUUGUAAAGAUAUUAGGAGAUUGCAAGUUAGUCAGUGAAUACGACAACAUUAGAAAGUGUUUCAAAACCCACCCCAACAUGUACAGACAACAAUUAUGUCAAUUAUCAGCCCAAAUAGAAGUAAAGUUAGUGGUAGCAAGAAACAAUAUUAAAAAACAACUUAAGGAGACUGAAAUGAAACUGCUGCAAUCACAAAAGGGGAUUGACAUUGUGUCUAAAAACGAAGAAGAUCAAAUGGUUUAUAACAAAAAUGUUAAAAAAUUGUCAAUAAUUACACAAUUAAAAUCACAGUUUAAUUUGUAAAUAACUUUUGACACUUAAUUUUUGUUGUUCUUAAAAAGGAAAAUCCGAGGUGGUAAAUGCCGGAUUUCCACUUGAAGUAAAACAUAUGUAACACAACGUAUUAUUUUGGUGUCAAUGAUUGGUUUCGCUUAGUAAAACUACAGAUAUAAUUAUUAGAUUGUGUGAUUUUUAACGAUAUUUGGUAAUCAGAUUCAAUUGUAUAUACAUCUUCAAACAUGAAAAUUCAUAAGCGAACGUCUCAAAAGGUUUGUAAGCAAUUCGUAUAAUUUGUAUCAAAAACUUUGCAUCGAUUUAUUAAAUCUUUUGCAUUUUAAUACAUUCUUUUUCGUAUCACUAAAAUUAUAAAGUUCGUGUAAAGUUCGUAUAAUUUGAAAUGAAGUUUGUAUGUAAUUUGUAUAUACAAAAAAUAAUAAAGUUUGUUUCGUUAUACGAAAUUUGGUGACAGGCCUUAUAAAAAACUUUAAGUUCUGAAGAUAAUUUGUUUAUAAAGUUUUUAUAUAUGAACAUCGGUUAAAAUUUGAAACGAAGCACUUUGUAUGGCUUUCGUUUAACGAAACCAAAUAGUUCAUAAAAUAUUGACAGGCAAUUGGAAAAACAGGAAAUAUAAUGCAGAAUUUAAGUAUAGAAAGUCGUACUAUGGUUAAAAACUUGCGCUGUGCCUAGUAGCAUCAUUUUACUGACAUAUGUUCUAACUGUAAAUCCAAGGUCUGGGAAUAUAAACAACACAACAUCACACAGGAAUUCAUCUAUAUAGACUAUUUUGGAGUAAAAACAUUAGCUCUGCUAUUGGACACUAUGAACAAGCAAUAAUCAGUGUAUUUUCUGAUAGCCAGCUACAGCUUUAAAAAAUUAGUAUAUGUCUGUACUGGAUAGGUAGCUGUGACUAGGUAGCUAUAUAGAGUAUAGUUAUAGGUAUAGCUAUAGUUAUUUUGUGGUAGCUAUUUAGCUAGCUAGCUAUAGAAAUCGUAUCAUGUAUAUAUAUAUAUAGAACUUUACUAUUCCCGAAAACCUUAUGUCACUGUAAAGGAUAUUAUUAUCAGUAAAUACGAAAAUGAACUAGAUUA
This is a messenger RNA of Hydractinia symbiolongicarpus, 3306 nucleotides long. RefSeq lists its product as uncharacterized. The transcript is spliced from 3 exons. The record is from RefSeq and is a predicted model, not a curated record. The coding region runs from base 200 to 2242 and encodes 680 amino acids. NCBI's taxonomy places the organism in Eukaryota, Metazoa, Cnidaria, Hydrozoa, Anthoathecata, Hydractiniidae.